UGAAUGGGAUGGGAAUCUUCAAAAAAAUAUAGAAAUAUGGCAUACCUUGGGGUUUUGUGUCAGAAAUUCAAAAAUAUAUGAGACUCAGGACUAAACUUACUACCCACAUCUAUCGGGGAACUCAAACAUAUACUCAUUACUUUUCAUUUGAAAAACAUAUAUUUCGUAGAGAUUAUGGACCUAUCGCAACUGGACUAUAUAUACAAAUGGCGCCGCACGGCCGCCGGCCUGGACGAGGAGGAGCCCCAGCAGGAGAUGUGCAAGCUCUUCCAUCUGCCCAGUGACCCCAUCGAGGUCUUCAACUGGAUCUGUGAUCAGAACUUACCCCGGCUGGAGGACGAGACACCGCCAUGGGACUUCUAUGAAGAGGAACUGGAGGCCGAUGAGGUGGAGCUGGGUCACGGGUGUUGUGGCAAACUGGUGGUCAGCCUGGGCAGUCAAACUCAGGCCCCAGAAGAACCAGAAGUGGAGUCUUCGGAGGAAACUGAUGACGAUAUGGUGUCGGUUAUGUCACAGCCACCAGCCGAACUGGUGGCGCCCGAGGAGCCGCCAAAGGCCGAAAAGAGCACCUGGAGCGGCCUGGUGAAGAAGGCCGUCCUGGCCGUGUCUCUCAUCCAUAGUGCCUAUGUCCUGGGUACGGCCUGUGUCCGGGGACUCGGUUCCUUCAACUUCUCCUUGUCGGCGAUGAGGACUCCGAUGGUCAAUCAAGAGGCACCCUGCUCCAUGCCCGUCUGCCUGUGGCGUCAAGUUGCCGCCAAACUUUCCAUCCAUGGCUAUCAACGUUAGGUCCCCACACUCCGCUCCUGACUCCCGCACUCCAGCACACCAGCUCCAGCACACUAGCUCCCAUUUAGCUAUUUUUAAAGAGCAUAUAUCGCUAUUUUUAAACCACCUCGGAUGCUGACUCGGACUCCGGCUCGGAUUAAUGGGCCACUUGUUUCAACUUCGCCAUUUCAUUUUGGAUUUGAUUUGUUCUAUUUCUUGUUACUCUCGAGCGAAGUAGAAAUAAUGCCCAACGGGCCAUGAUAAUCUCACCCAGAAUCUCGGUCAACAGAGCUCACCCACCAAGGGUCUACGAUCCGAUCUCCUACGAUCUCCAAAAAUAAAAUUAGAGCCGAGUCUCGAGUCGCUCUUCAAGUGUAAAA
Drosophila ananassae is the source of this 1145-nucleotide messenger RNA. RefSeq lists its product as uncharacterized. The record is from RefSeq and is a predicted model, not a curated record. The transcript is spliced from 2 exons. Lineage: Eukaryota; Metazoa; Arthropoda; Insecta; Diptera; Drosophilidae. The coding region runs from base 175 to 786 and encodes 203 amino acids.